AUGUCUCGACUGGCCAAGAAAUCGCCGCCCGUGUGCGUGGAUUUGCCUCUCGACGAUUCCGACUUUCGUCGGAAGCUUAAAUGUCUGAGGCAGCUUUUAGAAUCUUGCUUCGGCCCCGCAGGUAGACUCAAGCAAGUUCACAACAACAUAGGGGGACACGUUAUAACUACCUCAACCUCUUCGGUUCUGCUUCAGUCUGCUUCCUCGUCUCACCCUUUGAUGAAGAUCAUCACAGCUUCUGUUCUCGGCCACGUCUCUCGCUUCAGUGACUGUGGUUUGUUUGUUGCCAUUUUUUGCUUGGCUCUAAUUGACCGGGCAAACAAAUCUGGCCUCUGUCAAAGUACAGCCAUACGUGUGAACCAGCAUUUGCUGUCGACGUGCACCGGCUACCUUCAUCAAGAGGAUUGUGGGUGUAAACUAAAGCUCGACUUCUGUGGGAGCCAGAAUCUUAUUGGAUUGUCUCGAAGUGUUAUCUGCAGCAAGCCAGCCUGCGUGCUAACAGAGCUAGAAGCAAUGCACAUCAGCAGACUGGCCGUGCAAGCUUUUGUGAUGACUGUUCCUUGCGAGGGUCCAGGAAGAGUCAGCCUUGGCAGGGUAGUGACUGUAUCCGUCGAGGGUCUUCCUGUAAAGGACUCCUCGGUAUUUCCGGGGUUGCUGGUAGAAAUACCUGAAAUUCUUUACCCUGGUAUCAUAGAAAAUGAUUCGUCUGCACCACUGAAAAUGGUUUUGUAUACUGCGUCACUCUCUGGGGACCUAUUUGAAUUGGGAGAUGGGAGUCUGGAAGUAAACGCACAUGUAGACACAGAGUCCCAGAUGCUGGAUCAGCUCCUGGAGCUCGGGAGCCAGGCAGUAAAAGAUGAGGUGAAGCUCUUUGUGUGCCAGAAGGUCAUCCACCCAGUUCUGCAGCAUUACCUGAGGCAGCAUGGCGUCAUGGUGAUAGAAAGACUUGGUGGCACUCUCGUAGAGCCUCUUAUUCAGCUGACAGGGGUGAAACCUGUGGCCACAUUACAGACCAUAAUCCCACCUGAGGCCUAUGGGCAGGUGAACAGCCUCAGUAUUAGGCACUUUGGAUUUAAAAGGAUGAUGCAUCUACAUCCUCCUGAAAACACGGUGAUCUGUACUAUGAUCCUCUGCCAUAGGAAUGAGACAAUGUUAAGUGAGCUGAAGGUGGUGUGUCAGAAGGCAGAGCAUGUGUUGAGGCUCACCCUGAGGGAGCCAUCUGCCCUCCUUGGAGGAGGAUGCACUGAAACCCAUCUAGCUGCUCACAUCAGAAACCAGGGAAUCAAUAAGGUGGCGGAGGCAGCAUUGAUGCUAGGGUGCUCAGAGAGAGAGUACCUUCUUGGGAUGGAAGCAUUCUGCUGCUCGCUGGACUCCGUAGCCCAAUCGCUGGAGCACAACGGAGGAAACUCCCUUAUCGAUUUGACCCACGGUCACCACUGGACAAUCCCUGCAGAUGUGACUCAAGCACAGUGGGAGCAGGUCAUGGGCUCGUGUGGCUGUGGACUAGUGGAGAAAAGGCCUGAUAAAGAAUGGACCUAUCUGAACACUAAGUACUCAGAGUUCUCUCCUGCACCCCUUUCUAGGAAUACUAACUUGCAGCCACGUGUGCUAGACUCUUUCACAGCGAAGCUCAAUGCAUUGCAAAUUGCUGUGGAAACUGCUAAUCUUGUGCUGAAUGUUAGAUUUAUAAUUCAGGAUGUGAAUUAGCAUUUUUAUUCAGUGUACAAUUUGUU
Messenger RNA from Lampris incognitus (smalleye Pacific opah), 1733 nucleotides. It is a transcript of the gene mkks, whose product is annotated as MKKS centrosomal shuttling protein. The record is from RefSeq and is a predicted model, not a curated record. Gene Ontology annotation, biological process: chaperone-mediated protein complex assembly; intracellular transport; cilium assembly. Bases 1 to 1707 code for a protein of 568 amino acids. The transcript is spliced from 4 exons. Gene Ontology annotation, molecular function: ATP binding. Gene Ontology annotation, cellular component: cytoplasm; nucleus; kinociliary basal body. NCBI's taxonomy places the organism in Eukaryota, Metazoa, Chordata, Actinopteri, Lampriformes, Lampridae.